UCCAACCAAAAUAUUAUUAUUCAACGGCCGACCAUACGGAGUGUUGUUUGUAAAUACGAAACGCGGAUAAAACUUGUGUGUGACUUGUUUAACAUAGCAUAAUACCAGCUGAAGUCUCAUCGAGCAGUGAACAGAAAAUAUAUAUAUACAUUGUACGACGACGACAGCGAGAGAAUCACAUUUUUAUUCCUCUUCAUCAUCCAACACACAUUUUAUAUAGGCGGAACCAGAAAAUACACACGGGCGACAAAAAGAAAAUACGCAAUAGCCGAAAAAAAUUUCAACGUUUUUUUUGCGGUAUCGCAAAAUACACUUUUUGCCAAAAUAAAUCUAUACGGUGUUACUAUUUGAUUAUCAUUCUUCGCAUAAAGAAGCAUUUUCACGUUAACAUUUUGUGUUUGAAUCGCUUGAGACGAGAUUCAUUUUUAUUCUCACAAUAAAAAGUGAAUCUCGUAAAAAAAAAUUCUAACCCCACAAAAAACACGCGUUUAAAAUUACAAAAACUUCAAUCAAACUAAACCAUAUAAAUAUAACAUAUAAAACCGGUAUAAACGACAAAUAAUAAAUAAUUUUAAAUAAUUCAGUCGCAAUACGCACUUGUGAAAAAAGUUUUCGACGCACAUUUACUUGCGAGAAGCAAACGCAAACGUUAGUUUGUUUGUCUUUCUUCCGUGCUGUGACUAGCCGAAUACUGAACGACAGAAAAAAAACACGCGCUCCGUGCUUACACAUAGUCAUUUGAUAAAUUGAAUUCAAUAAUUUAAAAAAAAGAAUAAGCUUGUUAACCAAAGCUGAUUAAUUGAGAACAAUUUAAGCGAAACAUUUAAACAUAACCAAAAUAGAAUUUUGUGCGAGUGUCAAAAGUUGUGAGCUGACAAUUGUUUCGUAUUUCGGUGGAAACAAAAAAUAAACGGGAAAAAAAGUAAAAAUGGAAAUUGAAAACGUGCCAAUCGACGCGGUCGUAUUGAGUAGCAGUCCAAAGAGUGAGAAUGGAGUUGUUGCCAAUGGAACGGCAAACGGUGAAAAUGGAACGGCUGCCAUGAAAAAGCCAUCACCACCAUCCGAAGGAAAGAAGCGUUCGAAGAAAAUUGCACGGCAAAAUAGUCGUGAGGGACAACAACCAAAUCAUCAUUUGAAUGGUUCGUUGAAUGGUUUUAUUGCACCGCAACGCAGAUGGAAAAAUUCAAGACGAUCGCGUAAUGGACACGGUCGUGGUUUGCCAAAGAAAAAUGGUGGCGGCGGUAAAGGUAUCUGGGGUUUGCCCGGUUCGGAAAUUCUUGAAGAGCCAUUGGAAAUUGAUCGUAAUGAUCCAAAUUAUGAUCCAACGGAAGUCAAUGAUGGCAACAUUGAACUUAAAGAAGUGGUCGCCGAAACGACACCAGAAGAAUUCUUCAAAAUGAUUGAACCAAUAAUUUUGGAGUAUUUUGAGCACGGUGAUACAAACGAAGUGUCCAUAAGCCUCGAUGAAAUUAUUAUCGGCUCAUUACGACCAUUAGUCACCACUUACUCAGUACAAAUUGCACUGGAUCACAAAGAUUCACAACGAGAAAUGGUCUCGGUGCUCAUUUCUGAUCUCUAUGCACGGGUUGUAACUUCACGCGAUAUCGCAAAGGGUUACGACAUGCUUCUAGCGAAUUUGCCCGAUUUAAUAUUGGACACACCGGAAGCUCCAACUUUGCUUGGCAAUUUCAUUGCACGAUCGGUGGCCGAUGAUUGUAUCCCACCGAAAUACGUUACCAAUCCCGAUAACGCUGAUCAAUUGAAUGAAUAUGCAUUGGCAGCUAUAAAACGUGCCGAAGCAUUGUUAUCGUUGAAACAAGGAUGGGCACAUUUGGACAAUAUUUGGGGUAAAGCUGGCCCAUUGCGACCAGUCAAAAACAUCACAAAACAAAUGACAUUAUUAUUGAAGGAAUACAUUUCAUCGCGUGACUUUGACGAGGCAGCUCGUUGUUUGCGUGCACUUGAAGUGCCACAUUAUCAUCAUGAAUUGGUGUACGAAGCCGUUCUCAUGGCAAUGGAAUCGGUGAAUCAACAAACCGGAGAGGCAAUGUGUACAUUGCUCAAAGCAAUGGAUGAAGCAUGCCUCAUUUUACCGGCUCAAAUGGAACAAGGUUUUCAACGUGUGUAUGAGGAUAUGCCGGACAUUGUGUUGGACGUACCUCUCGCGUACAUUAUGCUGGAUAAAUUCGUGACCGAAAAAUGCGGUAUAGAGGGCUUUUUAUCUGAAAAGAUCAUAAAGGGCAUGCCGUCCAGAGGACGCAAGCGUUUCGUAUCUGAAGGCGAUGGCGGUCAUAUCAAACCCGAAACGUUGAACUAUCGUGAUUGAAUUCAUUUGAACUCGUAACCAAUAUACCUCAAAUCACUGCAAAACUAAAUGAUGAAGAUGCAAACAGCAACCAACACAUACACAAUAUUUAACAAAAUUAUACACAAUUUGAAACGAACGAGUCGCAGAGAUAAAUUGCAAUUGAUUAGAUUAUUUUCAAAAGGAAACAGAGAGUAAUGAAACGAAACAACAACAACUUCAUCAAAAAAAUAAUAAUAUUGAACAAUUUAAUUUGAUUUUUUCCGCUUGGAUUUUCCUCAUUUUCGAUGAACAAUCUUUGUGAACAUACACACAAACAACAUUUUAGAAAGAGAAAAAUGUACAACAAUUCAAUGGUCAUUCAAAAGCUAGAACUUUUGAUCAUCUUCUGAACAAAUAUUGGCAAAUAUUGAAAGAGAAAAACAAAACGUUUACAAUGAUAGUAAAACAAAACGUUCAUGUCAUUGAAAAUUUAAUCGAAGAAUUUUUAUCUUCUCUUUUUCUAUAUUAGAUUACGUUUUUCUUUGAAAGAUGAAAACAAAAUGAAAACUUUAUAUAAUCAAGUUAUUGAUUGAUAAAAAUCUAUAUAAGAUGACAAAAAUAUGAAUAAAAAUGAUGAAUAAAGAGAACAUUCAAAAAAAAAAAAAAAU
Messenger RNA from Contarinia nasturtii (swede midge), 2955 nucleotides. RefSeq names its product programmed cell death protein 4 (gene Pdcd4). Gene Ontology annotation, biological process: negative regulation of DNA-templated transcription. The coding region runs from base 929 to 2326 and encodes 465 amino acids. NCBI's taxonomy places the organism in Eukaryota, Metazoa, Arthropoda, Insecta, Diptera, Cecidomyiidae. The transcript is spliced from 4 exons. The record is from RefSeq and is a predicted model, not a curated record. Gene Ontology annotation, cellular component: cytosol; nucleus.